Blumeria graminis f. sp. triticale is the source of this 909-nucleotide messenger RNA. Lineage: Eukaryota; Fungi; Ascomycota; Leotiomycetes; Helotiales; Erysiphaceae. The record is from the annotation of a GenBank genome assembly.
AUGGGUGUUUUUAUUUUUGCAGUGGUGUCCAUUUUAACCGCCAUUCAGGUUACAGCCAUCGAAAUGAGAUGGUUCAAUGCCUUUGUGUUUCCGACAAACAAUCUUGCCACAAUUUCAAAAGGCAAUCUUAAUCUAGGCAAGUUGGGAACCAUCCGAACACUUUGCUGGAAAGAUUGUCUCGCCCAUAGACCGGUGGCAAAGGAAUUACCAAGUACAAAUGAGACUACGCGUAGUAUGUUUCUCAACGGGCACCGGCCCCAGGAGAACGAUCUGACCGUUCCUACUGGAUCCAUAAAACUAAGAAUACCUAGUCAUGAUCACAGCCUCGGCCUACGUAAAUUUAGAGCGUCUUUCGCCGCCUCUCUUUCGACUUGGCGCAGAUUUGAUUCAAAGCUUAGCCAUAGCUCGAUGAUUACAUCUUUAUUGACUCCUAUCCCGCAUGCGAUAAAUUCAUCAACUGAAGAAUGGGGCCACAAGAUAAAACCCCUAUACACUGUUCCUUCUUCAAGGUUUCUGUAUCAAGUGCCAGAUCUAGUUCAUGAUGACUUCAAGAAAACUAGCCGCCUAAUCACUGGUACAAACUUUCAAUCAGAAACUGAUGCAAAGGGAAUUGCCUCAUGUUUUACCAUAUUUAAUGACCUUUUCAUGAAAGAUAAAACCCUGUUAAAGAGAUAUUGGAUAAUUCGCUCAUCUAAUUUUCAGUCUUUCAAAAGAAUCCCAUCCAAGGUGUCGUUGGACGAAAUGGAGAGGUCUCAGAGCUAUAUUGGUGUCGGCGAAACGGAAUUGAAGAAUCCUACAUCGUACGCGCUAAAUACGACUAGAACUUUAAGUAGUGACUCCGGUAGGGAAGUAGCAGCUCUCUGUGCAGUGGGUGCUGCCGUUCUUUUCGCCGCUGCGCUUGUCUGUUAG